Messenger RNA from Laetiporus sulphureus 93-53, 3849 nucleotides. RefSeq lists its product as uncharacterized. The transcript is spliced from 7 exons. The coding region runs from base 1 to 3849 and encodes 1282 amino acids. Lineage: Eukaryota; Fungi; Basidiomycota; Agaricomycetes; Polyporales; Laetiporaceae. Gene Ontology annotation, molecular function: RNA binding. The record is from RefSeq and is a predicted model, not a curated record.
AUGUCCCUAUCCGCCAACGACAACAAUGGCUCCUUCUCCAGGGUUGCGUCGGGCAAGACGCCGCCCCCGGCACCGUCCGCUGCUUUUGCAAAACGAGCAAGGGAGCUGGAGGCAGAGGAGAGGAUCGGUGCUAGAUACAGGCCUCCCGCGCUGCGCGCCUUAGCUUCAGGUGGUUCCCCUCCUAAUGACCUUUCUUCGACCACGAUCACUCCCGGUGACACCAGCAGCCUGCCGCCGACCAACUAUCCAGCGGGAUUUAGGAGGGCCAGGGCAGGAACCUUGCCCUCCAACGUACAGCUCGCCGCCCAGCGCUUCGCAGCCGCCUCCAGCACACUGAGCAGCACCACCGCUGCCGCGGCGGCGGCUGCUUCGACGGACUCAUUCGCCGAUCAGCUGCAGAGGCAUAGCAUCAUCCAGCCCUCAUCUUCACCGGCAAACCCAGUUCGGCCUGGUUUGCGUCACUCGACUUCGGUCGCUUCGUCAGUCCCAUCUUCUGCGUUAUCGGAGCGGAACAGCCGCCUGAGGUCUGGCUCGCUGACCUUGCCGUCGGGAGGCCUUUCCAAUGCCUUCGGACAUUCGCUGUUCUCGAACUCUUGGAUGCCGUCAAGGAACGGAGGGCUGCCCGUUUUGGAUGAUCUGCGCUCUGUCACAUCGAUGGAUUCGGGCGGGGACGACUUUGAUGUGCACACGCUUGACUAUCUCGGGCUCGAUGAGACGCUGCGCCAACCGCCGGCCGCUACUAUCUCUGAAUUGCGCAGCCAGGCGCAGGCCGCCAUCGCGGGCAACUUGGCCUCCACCCCGUCCAGGCUGCGUGCGACGACGGUCUCCAACCCGUACCAUCUCAGGCCAACUCCGGGCGCUUCGCUGCUCCCCACUCCCAACGCCGAGGAGGAAGAGGAACUGUACGAGGAGGAUGUAUACCGUAGGCAGGGACUCAACGCGUUCCAGGAUGCGGAGAGUGACUACCUCUCUUCUGGAUACAUGCCGAAGGGCUUCAAACAGGGUGAUCAUCUUUCCGUCGGCCUCGGCUCGCGUCCUCGUGCUAUCUCCGUCGGCAACCUCGACGACACUACCAGAGCUUUGCAUCGUCGCGCUGCCGCUGCGGAGGCGCAGGCUGCGUACGUCAAUGACCUCUCUAUCCAGACCGGCAUGGGCGGGCUGCUUCGUAACGACAAGCCCACUAACCGUGGCGGCGUGUCGCCUUCGGUCCACUUCCCCAAUGGAGAAUUGUCUCGUAGCAACUCGUACCUCGCGGCGCCUUCGACUGGUCAGAACCGUGCGACGUCACCGAAGUCCGAGGGCUCGUCGCAGGUGCAGACUCCCACGCGAUCUCUGUGGAUUGGUAAUUUGGACAGCUCCGUGACCAGUGAGCAGCUCAUCCAUGUGUUUGCUCCGUACGGCGCGAUCGAAAGUCUGCGGUUGCUACCCGAGAAGGAGUGUGGCUUUGUCAACUUUGUGGACCAGACGGACGCCAUCCGCGCUAAGGAAGACGUUCUCAACCGUCUUGGUGGCGACAUUGGCAUGCCGAAUGGCCAGACGGUGCGCAUCGGGUUUGGGAAGGCGGACAGCGCUCCUGUUGCGCCGGCCAAGGGCACAAACAUGAACAGCCCGUCAGCUACAUCUCCUGGUGGUGCCUUGGGCAAGUCGACGGGCAACAAUGCCGGGCUGGCGGGACUGGAUGCUCAGUUGCAAUCCACGCCGACUAGGGCACUUUGGAUCGGUUCUAUUCCAUCCACAACCACGCCUGCUACAAUCCUUAGCGUAUUUAGUCCGUACGGUCCCAUCGAGUCUGCACGUGUCCUCACGCACAAGAAUUGCGGUUUCAUUAACUUCGAGCGUCUCGAUGAUGCUGUGAGGGCUCGUAAGGCACUCAAUGGCCGCGAUGUUCUGGGCAGCGAUGUUGGAGCCAUCCGCAUCGGGUUCGCGAAGGUGCCAGUUAAGAACGGUACGGAGGGCAAUGGUGGCCAGGACGACAACGCCGGUCUCAACGUCCAGGGUAUCGGCGAUCUCAGCGUAGGCGCGACCAUCCAUGCGCUGCGUAAUAUUAAGGGAGCGACGACGAUUCCUGUUGACCAGCAGGUCCUGAGCGGUGCUGUGGAGAACUACCGGUCGAACUUGCUGCUGAGCAUGAUUGCGUCUGGUGCUCACUCGAUCGAUGCUGCUGGCAAGCUUGCUGGGUUCCCCAAUGCUGCCACUGAGCAGCAAAUGAUUAUGAAGGAGCUUAGCGGUGGUAGCCCGGAUGCCGAGGCUGACAUUCAAGCCCUCGCAGAGUUCCGUCCGCCCACGAUGUACUACACGACUAUUCCGCUGGUAUCCGAGAGGCCGCACAACAGGCGCUGGGAUGCAUCGAAGUUACGCGAACUGCGAAAGAGGCUUGAUACGAGCACUAUUUCUACCGAAGAGAUCGACAACGUUGCCGCCGAUUUCCUCGAUGGAGAGAUCGUCGAUCUUGCAUCCGACUGGCUUGGAAAUACUGUCGUGCAGAAGUUGUUUGAGAAGUGCUCACCAGGUCCUCGGUUCGCGAUGCUAGAGCGCAUUAGCCCGCACCUGGCUAUGAUCGGUAUUCAUAAGAAUGGCACCUGGGCUGCACAGAAGAUCAUUGAGUGCGUGCAGACGCCUGAGGAAGUCGCCAUUGUCACGCAGAAUAUAAGGCCUUACGUUCCGCCUCUCCUGCUCGAUCAGUUCGGUAACUACGUUGUUCAGUGCUGUCUCCGCUUUGGCCCCCCCGCUACUGAUUUCUUGUUCGAUGCGAUGGUAGACCGUCUCUGGGAGAUUGCCCAGGGGCGCUUCGGUGCUCGUAGCAUGAGGGCUUGUCUCGAGAGUAGCCAUAUCACGGUCAGCCAGCAGCGUCGCAUUGCCACUGCGGUCAUCCUUAAUUCGAUCCCGUUGGCUACCAAUCCAAAUGGCGCGCUGCUGCUCACAUGGCUGCUUGACACGUCCAACUUCCCGUCAAGGUACAAUCUGCUUGCUCCGCGCUUCACGCCACACCUCUCGCACCUCUGCACCCACAAGCUGGCGUCCUUGACCGUCUUGAGGAUCGUUAAUCAAAAGGUCGAACCGGAGGCAUCUGCGCAGAUCGUCGAGGCUCUCUUUUCAUCUCCUGGCGACCACGUUCUCACGGACGUUCUGGGCGAUCAGGUCAACGGUGUCGCCGUCGUUCAUAAAAUUAUCACGAGUUCAUUCGUCGAUCCUGCGAAGCGCCCGAGCUACGUGGAGGCGACGAAGCGUGUGUUGAUUGAGCUCAAGGUCAUCGCCACGCAGGCGUAUCGUCGCCUGAUCGAGGAAGUAGGCUUGCCGGUUCCGAACCUGCAGCCGACGUACACCACGAACGCUCCCCAGCCAAACAGCAAGAACAAGUACACCGCACAGAGCAACUAUGUCGUGCCUGGUCUUCCUGCUGGAUAUCCAUCGAGUGAUCAGGGUCUCGCAUCCAUGAUGGCUGCGCUUCAAAUGGGCGGACAGAACGCUGCUUCAGGCCCUCCCCGUCUGCAGAUUGAUCCUGGUUACGGACAAAUCGGCGCUGGUGGUCGUGGUCGCGCUUCGAACCCGGCUUCCGCCUUCUCUCCGAGCGCUGAUCCGUUCAAUCCCUUUGGCAUGCGCUCUCCCGAUCUCGUUAAUGCUAGAGGCAACACUCCCCGCCGUAAUGGAGGUAUGUCAACGCCGCCGUCGUCCGUGCCAUUCGGCGCGCAAUCUCCCAACCUCACGCAAGCUGCGAACAUGAUGGGCAUGCCCCAGCCAUCUUACAAUGGUCUUGCUGCACAGUCCGUUCCGCCACAACUCUACCAGGCGUACAUGUAUCAGAUGUAUCAACAGCAAAACCAGCCCAACAUGGGCGCUUUCCACGCCUAG